Molecule: messenger RNA, 549 nt
Organism: Myiozetetes cayanensis
Lineage: Eukaryota; Metazoa; Chordata; Aves; Passeriformes; Tyrannidae
Product: troponin I, cardiac muscle-like
Biological process (GO): muscle contraction
Cellular component (GO): troponin complex
Source: RefSeq, a predicted model, not a curated record
AUGGCCGAGGAGAAAUCCAAAAUCUCGGCGUCAGUGGAAGCUGCAGCUGAAGACGCUGCUGCUGCAGGGGCGAGCGGGAGCUGGAGGCGGGAGGAGCAGGAGCGGGCGGCCGAGAAGCUGCGGGUGCUGGAGCUCUGCCCCCCUCGCCCUCGAGGGCUGGGGCGAGCGGAACUGCAGGAGCUGUGCCGGGAGCUCCACGCCCGCGUGGGCCGCGUGGACGAGGAGCGCUAUGACAUGGGCACCCGCGUCAGCAAGAACGUCACCGAGAUGGAGGAGCUGAGGCGCCGGGUGGCCGCGCCGCGUGGCAUGGGCCGGUUCGUGCGGCCCAACCUGCGGCGGGUGCGGCUUUCGGCGGACCGCGAUGAUGACGGCCUGCUGCUGGGCUCCAAGCACCGCGUGGGCACCGACCUGAGGGCCGGGCUGCGCCAGGGGGUGCGCAAGGACGAGGCCGAGAAGGAGAACCGCGAGGUCGGGGACUGGCGCAAGAACGUGGACGCCCUGAGCGGCAUGGAGGGCCGCAAGAAGAAGUUCGAGGGGGCGGCGGCCUGA